Messenger RNA from Ornithorhynchus anatinus (platypus), 12313 nucleotides. It is a transcript of the gene TNXB, whose product is annotated as tenascin XB. The record is from RefSeq and is a predicted model, not a curated record. Gene Ontology annotation, molecular function: protein binding. Lineage: Eukaryota; Metazoa; Chordata; Mammalia; Monotremata; Ornithorhynchidae.
CUCGGGCCGGGAGGGGAGGACGUGUGACCUCCAGCGGCCCCCCCCGGGCCCCACCGCGUCCCGGCCUCAGGGAUCAGUUGAAGGGCAGGCUCCGACCCAGGGCCCUGACUUCCCGUCGCUGAGUGCUCCCCGCUCCCGCCUACCCUGCCGGGGCCGCGUAUCUCCCAGAGACGGGCUCCUCCCCGACAGCCCCGCGCUCACCGAGGGGGACCUGGCUCCCGUCAGAAGCUCCGUGGCCCCGGCUCGCUCCGACCCCGGCCCUCCCGGCUAGGCGAAAGCAAGAUGGUGGCCGAGACCCAACGUUACGGAGAAGGAUGCCCGGGUCCUGGGAAGGUUCCAGACACCCUGGCUUCCACUCCUCUGGUUCUGGCUCCGAGCCUCAGGGCUCAGAGCGGGAGGGAGGCAGAAGAAGCAGGAAGGCGAGGGAGAGAAGGGGAUCGGAGAAAGGAGGAGCCGAGCAGGUGGGAGUAGGACCUGGAGCACGGGGGAGAGUUGGCUGCCACGCUCCCUCUUUCUCCGUUGUCAUCACCGAGACAGAGGGACGUGCCCUGGGGAGCCCCUGCCCUCGGGGGGCUUAGUGGGCCGAUCCCAGGAGUCCCCAGGAGCCCCCGGACACCCCCACCCCAGCGGGAGCCUUCCCGCUUCUCCAGAUCCGGGGCAGGACAGGUGCGGAGACUCACCGGCCCGGAUUCACUCCGCCUCCUUCGGGACCCCCAGGCCUAUGCCUGCCGGGCCCGCCGGGCCCCCGGUCGUCGACUGACUGAGAGCGGCGCCAGAGCGAUGCCCCCCGGCGCGCCCCUGGCCCCGGCCCUGGCCCUCCUGGCACUGCUGGGGAUGGCGGGAGCCGGGCCCUUCCCCCCCCGCGGCAACGGGUCGGCCCCGGCCCCGCGUCCCCCUCCGCGACCGGGGAGCCGGGCGGGGGCCUCGGCCCCCCAACUGUACGAACACACGGUGGAGGGCGGGGAGAAGCAGGUGGUCUUCACCCACCGCAUCAACCUGCCCCCCGGGGCGGGCUGCGGCUGCCCCCCGGGCACGGAGCCCCCCGCCUCGGGCGCGGAGGUGCGGGCCCUGCAGGCCCGGCUGGAGGCCCUGGAAGAGCUGGUCAGAGGGCUCAGGGAGCAGUGCGCCGGGGGCUGCUGCCAGCCUGGCGUCGCCCAGGCCGGGACCGGCCAGACGGACGUCCGGACCCUGUGCAGCCUCCACGGCGUGUUCGACCUGAGCCGCUGCGCCUGCGCCUGCGAGCCGGGCUGGGCGGGGACCACCUGCUCGGAGCCCGUCGGGGCCCGGCCCCCGGCCCCCGGCCCCUCCCGGCCGUCCCCCUCCUCCGGCCUGUCCUCGCCCUCCUCCUGCCCCGACGACUGCAACGACCAGGGCCGCUGCGUCCAGGGCCGCUGCCAGUGCUUCCCCGGCUACUCGGGCCCCGCCUGCGACCACCCGGCCUGCCCCGGGGACUGUAACCGGCACGGCCGCUGCCAGGCCGGACGCUGCGUCUGCGAUCCCGGCUACUCGGGCGACGACUGCGGGGCCAGGAGCUGCCCGGGGGACUGCCGCGGCCGCGGCCGCUGCCAGGACGGGCGCUGCGUCUGCCGGCCGGGCUACACGGGCGAGGACUGCGGGAGCCGGGCCUGCCCGCGGGGCUGCAGCCAGCGGGGCCGCUGCCAGGACGGACGCUGCGUCUGCGACCCGGGCUUCGCGGGCGACGACUGUGCCCAGCGGGGCUGCCCGCGGGACUGCAGCCAGCGGGGCCGCUGCCAGGACGGGCGCUGCCUCUGCCACCCGGGCUACGCGGGCGAGGACUGCGCCCAGCGGACCUGCCCGGGAGACUGCAGCCAGCGGGGCCUGUGCCGGGACGGACGCUGCGUCUGCGACCCGGGCUACGCGGGCGAGGACUGCGCCCAGCGGAGCUGCCCGCGGGACUGUAGCCAGCGGGGCCAGUGCCGGGACGGGAGCUGCGUCUGCGACCCGGGCUACGCGGGCGAGGACUGCGCCCAGCGGAGCUGCCCGCGGGACUGUAGCCAGCGGGGCCAGUGCCGGGACGGGAGCUGCGUCUGCGACCUGGGCUACGAGGGCGAGGACUGCGCCCAGCGGAGCUGCCCGCGGGGCUGCAGCCAGCGGGGCCGCUGCCGGGACGGGCGCUGCGUCUGCCACCCGGGCUACGCGGGCGAGGACUGCGGGACCCGCACCUGCCCCCUCGGCUGCCGGGGCCGCGGGCGCUGCCGGGCCGGGGUCUGCGUCUGCGACCCGGGCUUCACGGGCGAGGACUGCGGGACGAGGAGCUGCCCGGGGGACUGCCGGGGCCGCGGCCGCUGCGAGGACGGGCGCUGCGUGUGCUGGCCGGGCUACGCGGGCGAGGACUGCGGCUCCCGGAGCUGCCCCCACGACUGUCGGGACCACGGGCGCUGCCGGGACGGGCGCUGCGUGUGUGAUGCCGGCUACACGGGUGAGGACUGCGGGUCGAGGAGCUGCCCUGGCGACUGUAACCGGCGGGGACUCUGCCGGGACGGACGCUGCGUCUGCGACCCGGGCUACGCGGGCGAGGACUGUGGCACCCAGAGCUGUCCCCACGACUGCCGGGGCCGCGGGCGCUGCCAAGCCGGGCGCUGCGUGUGCGAUCCCGGCUACGUGGGCGAGGACUGUGGGACGAGGAGCUGCCCGGGCGACUGUAACCGACGGGGCCUCUGCCAGGACGGGCGCUGCGUGUGUGAGCCGGGCUACAGCGGGCCGGCUUGCGGCACCCAGAGCUGCCCCCACGACUGUCGGGGCCGCGGGCGCUGCGUCCAGGGCACCUGCGUAUGCCAGGAGGGCUACGGCGGCGCCGACUGCGGGCGGGAGGAGCCGGUCGGGGCGGGCCAGGGCUGCCCGGGGGGCUGUGGGCCACGUGAGUUGUGCCAGGCCGGCCGCUGCGUCUGCGUGGAAGGCUUCCGCGGGCCCGACUGCGCCAUCCAGACGUGCCCCGCCGACUGCCGGGGCCGCGGCCGCUGCCGCCAGGGGAUCUGCGUCUGCCAGGAGGGCUUCGCCGGCCAGGACUGCGGAGAAGAGAUCCCCCAGGUGGAAGGGGUGAGAGUUCACCUACUGGAGGAGACGACGGUGAGGACCGAAUGGACCCGGGCCCCGGGGCCCGUGGACGCCUACGAGAUUCAGUUCACCCCCACGACGGAGGGGAUGGGACCCCCCUUCUCAGCCCGCGUGUCCGGCUCGGCCUCGGCCUUCGACCAUAGUGGACUGGCCCCGGGACAAGAAUACAACGUCGCAGUCCGUGCCCUGAGGGGACCCAGCCGGGGCCCGCCCGCCUCCCAGACCAUCACCACCAUGAUCGACGGGCCCACCGACCUGCGGGUGACGGACGUGACCCCGACCACGCUGCGGCUGGCCUGGCUGCGGCCCCGGGCCGAGGUGGACCGCUUCGUCGUCUCCUACGUGAGCGCCGGCAACCAGCGGGUGCGGCUGGACGUGCCGCCCGACCAGGAGGGGGUCCUGCUGGAGGACCUGAUGCCCGGCGUGGAGUACGUGGUCACCGUCACCGCCGAGAGAGGCCGGGCCGUCAGCUACCCGGCCUCCGUCAGGGCCAACACAGGCUUCUCCAGUGCCACGGACCAGCCCCCGCCCCCGGGGCUGCCCCCCCCGCCCACCACGCAGGGGGUGGCGAACACCCCGGUGGAGCGCUGGGGGCUGCUGGGGGAGCUGAACGUGACGGACGCGGGGGCCGGCCUACUGCGGGUCACCUGGGUGGCCCGGCCGGAGACCUUCGACCGCUUCUUGCUGCAGCAGUGGGUGGCGGGGGUGCCCGGGCCCCGCGAGGAGACGGUGCCCGGCCAGGUCCGCGAGGCCCUCCUGCCCGCCCCCGGCACCGACUACGAGCUGCACCUGUCCGGGGUGUCUCCCGAGGGCCGGAGCACCGCCCCGCUCGUCUACCGGAACCGCACAGCUCCGGCAAGGGGAGAAACCCCUAAGACCCCCCGCCUCGGGGAGCUGCGGGUGUCGGACGUGACCCCGGACUCGCUGCGCCUCUCCUGGACGGUCCCCGAGGGCCGCUUCGACUCCUUCCUGGUCCAGUACAAGGACGCCAAGGGGAGGCCCCAGGCGGUGCCCGUGGAGGGGCCCGAGCGCUCGGUCACCGUCUCCCCGCUGGACCCCGCCCGCAAGUACAAGUUCAACCUCUUCGGCCUCCUGGGCAAGAAGCGCGUCGGCCCCAUCUCCGCCGAAGCCAAGACCGCUGCCCAGAAGGAUCCUGGCCCGGGGGCCCUGGGCCGCCUCGGGGAGCUGCGGGUGUCGGACCCGACCCCGGACUCGCUGCGCCUCUCCUGGACGGUCCCCGAGGGCCGCUUCGACUCCUUCCUGGUCCAGUACAAGGACGCCAAGGGGCGGCCCCAGGCGGUGCCCGUGGAGGGGCCCGAGCGCUCGGUCACCGUCUCCCCGCUGGACCCCGCCCGCAAGUACAAGUUCAACCUCUUCGGGUUCCUGGGCAAGAAGCGCGUCGGCCCCAUCUCCGCCGACGGAACCACGGCCCCCCGAGGCGAAGCGACCCCAACCCUCCGGGCCCCGGAGCCCCGCCUGGGUGAGCUGCGGGUGUCGGACCCGACCCCGGACUCGCUGCGCCUCUCCUGGACGGUCCCCGAGGGCCGCUUCGACUCCUUCCUCGUUCAGUACAAGGACGCCAAGGGGCGGCCCCGGGCGGUGCCCGUGGAGGGGCCCGAGCGCUCGGUCACCGUCUCCCCGCUGGACCCCGCCCGCAAGUACAAGUUCAACCUCUUCGGGCUCCUGGGCAAGAAGCGCGUCGGCCCCAUCUCCGCCGACGGCACCACCGCCCCUCAAGAGGAAGAGACCCCAGCCACACAGGCCCCGGAACCUCCCCGCCUCGGUGAGCUGUCGGUGUCGGAUGAGACCGCGGACUCCCUGCGCCUCUCCUGGACGGUCCCCGAGGGCCACUUCGACGCUUUCGUCAUCCAAUAUAAAGACUCGAAUGGGCGGCCCCAGACGGUGCGGGUCGGGGGAGACCAGACCGAGGUCUCCGUCUCCGGCCUGGAGCCCGACAGGAAGUACAAGAUGAACGUCUAUGGGCUCCACGGCCAAGAGCGCGUGGGCCCCGUCUCUGUCGUCGGAGAGACAGCCCCCAGAGAUGAGGAACUACUGACUUCCGAGCCUCCCACGGAGCCCCCCUCCGAGCCCCGUCUGGGGGAGCUGUCGGUGACGGACGAGACCCCAGACUCCCUGAGCCUCUCCUGGACGGUCCCCGAGGGCCGCUUCGACUCCUUCGUGGUCAUGUAUCAGGACGCGGACGGGCGGCCCCAGACGGUGCGGGUCGGGGGCGACCAGACCGAGGUCACCGUCUCCGGCCUGGAGCCCGACAGGAAGUACAAGCUGAACCUCUUCGGCCUCCAAGGCAAACAACGCGUGGGCCCCGUCUCCGUCGUCACCUCAACGGCCCCCCUCCCGGCGGGGCCCAGCUCAGAGGAAGAAGAAGAAGCCACAGUGGCAGCCACUGAGGCCCCAGAGCCCCCCCGGCUCGGGGAGCUGUCGGUGUCGGAAGCGACCCCGGACUCCCUGCGCCUGUCCUGGACGGUGCCCCGGGGCCACUUCGACUCCUUCGUGGCCCAGUACAAAGACCGGGACGGGCGGCCCCGGGCCACGCCGGUAGGGGGUGACCAGAGGGAGGUCACCCUCUCUGGCCUCGAACCCAACAGGAAGUACAAAUUCCUCCUCUUCGGACUGCACGGGGGGAAGCGCCACGGCCCCAUCACCGCCGAUGCCAAGACCCCCCGAGUUGAGGAGAAGCCAGCGGCCCUAGGUGAGCUCUGGGUGUCGGACCCCACCCCGGACUCGCUGCGCCUCUCCUGGACGGUCCCCGAGGGCCGCUUCGACUCCUUCCUGAUCCAGUACAAGGACGCCAAGGGGCGGCCCCAGGCGGUGCCCGUGGAGGGGCCCGAACGCUCGGUCACCGUCUCCCCGCUGGACCCCGCCCGCAAGUACAAGUUCAACCUCUUCGGGCUCCUGGGCAAGAAGCGCGUGGGCCCCAUCUCCGCCGACGGAAUGACCGCCCCGGCGGCCGAGACGGAGGAGGAGGGAGUGACUCCGCCGAGGACCCCGGGGCCCGUGGCCACCGCCCCUCCGGCCCCUGCUCCCAGGCCCCGCCUGGGGGAUGAGCUGAGAGUAUCAGACGAGACCCCGGACUCCCUGCGCCUCUCCUGGACGGUCCCCGAGGGCCGCUUCGACUCCUUCCUGGUCCAGUACCAGGAUGGGGAUGGGGGGCUCCAGGAGGUGCCGGUUGGGGGCGACCAGACCGAGGUGACCAUCUCUGACCUGGAGCCCAAAACGGCGUACACGUUCCUGCUCCGCGGGCUGUCCGGGGAGGAGUUGGUCGACUCCAUCUCUGCUCUGGGCGAGACGGGCCACCUUCCUUCGACUCCGACCUCUAUGGUCCGGGCCCCCACCGAAGCACCGGUGCCCCCCGCGGAGCCCCGCCUGGGGCCACUGGUGGUGGUGGACGAGACCCCGGACUCCUUGCGCCUCUCCUGGACGGUCCCCGAGGGCCGCUUCGACUCCUUCGUCAUCCAGUACAAGAAUGGGGACGGGCGGCCCCAGGCGGUGCGGGUCACGGGUGACCGGACCGAGGUCACCGUCUCCGGCCUGGAGCCCGAACACAAAUACAAGCUGAACCUCUACGGCCUCCGUGGCAGACAGCGUGUGGGCCCGGCCUCCGUGGUUGGAGUGACAGCCCCCGGAGACGAGGAAAUGCUGACCUCCGAGCCCCCCACAGAGCCCCUCACGGAGCCUCCUUCGAAGCCCCACCUAGGGGAGCCUUGGGUGACGGACGUGACCCCGGACUCCCUGCGCCUCUCCUGGACGGUCCCCGAGGGCCGCUUCGACUCCUUCCUGGUCCAGUACAAGGACGCGGACGGGCGGCCCCAGGCGGUGCGGGUCGGGGGAGACCAGACCGAGGUCACCGUCUCCGGCCUGGAGCCCGAACAUAAAUAUAAGCUGAACCUCUACGGUCUCCAUGGGAAACAGCGAGUGGGCCCCAUCCCCGUGGUUGGGGUGACAGCCCCCAGAGAUGAGGAACCGCCGACGCCCGAGCCCACCGCAGAACCCCGCCUGGGGGAGCCGUCGGUGACGGACGUGACCCCGGACUCCCUGCGCCUCUCCUGGACGGUCCCCGAGGGUCGCUUCGACUCCUUCCUGGUCCAGUACAAGGACGCGGACGGGCGGCCCCAGGCGGUGCGGGUCGGGGGAGACCAGACCGAGGUCACCGUCUCCGGCCUGGAGCCCGACCGCAAGUACAAGCUGAACCUCUACGGCCUCCGUGGCAGACAGCGAGUGGGCCCCAUGUCGGUGGUUGGGGUGACAGCCCCCGGAGAUGAGGGACUGCUGACCUCCGAGCCCACUACAGAGCCUCCUACCGAACCCCCCUCCGAGCCCCGCCUAGGGGAGCCGUCGGUGACGGACGUGACCCCGGACUCCCUGAGCCUCUCCUGGACGGUCCCCGAGGGCCGCUUCGACUCCUUCCUGGUCCAGUACAAGGACGCGGACGGGCGGCCCCAGGCGGUGCGGGUCGGGGGAGACCAGACCGAGGUCACCGUCUCCGGCCUGGAGCCCGACCGCAAGUACAAGCUGAACCUCUACGGCCUCCGUGGCAGACAGCGAGUGGGCCCCAUGUCGGUGGUUGGGGUGACAGCCCCCGGAGAUGAGGGACUGCUGACCUCCGAGCCCACUACAGAGCCUCCUACCGAACCCCCCUCCGAGCCCCGCCUAGGGGAGCUGUCGGUGACGGACGUGACCCCGGACUCCCUGAGCCUCUCCUGGACGGUCCACGAGGGCCCCUUCGACUCCUUUGUGGUCCAGUAUGAGGACACGGACCGGCAGCCCCGGACGGUGCGGGUCAGGGGAGACCAGACCGAGCUCACCGUCUCCGGCCUGGAGCCCGACAGGAAGUACACGAUGAACCUCUAUGGCCUCCACGGCCCAGAGCGCGUGGGUCCCGUCUCCGUCGUCGGAGAGACAGCUCCACAGGAAGAGAUUCCCUCCCCGGCGCCCCGCCUGGGACAGCUCUUGGUCUCGGACAAGACGCCAGACUCCCUGAGCCUCUCCUGGACGGUCCCAGAAGGCCGGUUUGACUCCUUCGUCAUCCAGUAUAAGGGGAGGGACGGACGGCCCCAGGCGGUCCCCGUGGCCGGCGACCGGACCGAGGUCACCGUCUCCGGCCUGGAGCCCAGCAAGAAGUAUAAGAUGAAUCUCUUCGGGUUCCUGGGUAAACAACGCGUGGGCCCUGUGUCCGCGGUCGGAGUGACGGAAGAAGAAGAAGAGACUCAAACAUCCCCAGCCCCAGCCCCCUACGAAGCCCCAGAGCCCCCUACGAAGCCCCGCCUGGGGGAGGUGUCGGUGACGGACGAGACCCCGGACUCGCUGCGCCUCUCCUGGACGGUCCCCGAGGGCCGCUUCGACUCCUUCCUGGUCCAGUACAAGGACCGGGACGGGCGACCUCAGGCGGUGCCCGUCGGGGGAGACCAGACCGAGGUCACCGUCUCCGGCCUGGAGCCCGACCGCAAGUACAAGAUGAACCUCUACGGCCUCCACGACAAACAGCGCGUGGGCCCCGUCUCCGUCGUCGGAGAGACCGCCCCACUUCAGAAAGUGCCCGCACCCCCAGCGAAACCCCGCCUGGGGGAGGUGUCGGUGACGGACGAGACCCCGGACUCGCUGCGCCUCUCCUGGACGGUCCCCGAGGGCCGCUUCGACUCCUUCCUGGUCCGGUACCGCGACGCGGACGGGCGGCCCCAGACGGUGCCCGUCGGAAGCGACCAGACCGAGGUCACCGUCUCCGGCCUGGAGCCCGACCAGACGUAUGAGAUGCACUUCUACGGUCUCCAUGGCGACGAGCGCGUGGGCCCCGUCUCCGUGGUAGGAGUGACGGCCCCGCAAGAACGGAAGACCCCGACCACGGAGGCCCCGGAGCCCCCCGCGAAACCCCGCCUGGGGGAGCCGUCGGUGACGGACGUGACCCCGGACUCGCUGCGCCUCUCCUGGACGGUCCCCGAGGGCCGCUUCGACUCCUUCCUGGUCCAGUACAAGGACGCGGACGGGCGGCCCCAGGCGGUGCGGGUCGGGGGCGACCAGACCGAGGUCACCGUCUCCGGCCUGGAGCCCGAUCGGAAGUACAAGAUGAACCUGUUCGGGUUGCGUGGGAAACAGCGCGUGGGACCAGCCUCCGUAGUGGGUGUGACAGCCCCUCAAGAGGAGGAGACUCCGACCACCAUCAGGGUCCCAGAGCCCCGCCUGGGGGAGCUGUCGGUGACGGACGAGACCCCGGACUCGCUGCGCCUCUCCUGGACGGUCCCCGAGGGCCGCUUCGACUCCUUCCUGGUCCAGUACAAGGACCGGGACGGGCGACCCCAGGCGGUGCCCGUCGGGGGAGACCGGACCGAGGUCACCGUCUCCGGCCUGGACCCCAACAGGAAGUACAAGUUCCUCCUGUUUGGACUCUCCGGUGGGAAACGCCGAGGCCCCGUCGCGGCAGACGCCAAGACCCUUCCAGCCUCGAAACCCUCGCCCCGCCUGGGGGAGAUGUCGGUAUCUGACGCUACUCCGGACUCCCUGCGUCUCUCCUGGACGGUCCCCGAGGGCCACUUCGACUCCUUCCUGGUCCAGUACAAGGACGCGGGUGGGCGGCCCCAGGUGGUACGAGUAGGGGGAGACCGGACCGAGGUCACCGUCUCCGGCCUGGAGCCGGCCAGGAAGUACCGGUUCCUCCUCCACGGGCUCUCCGGCAAGAAGCGCCUGGGCUCCAUCACCGCGGACGGCACCACCGUGGCCAUGGAUGUGGAGCCCACCCGCCCAGCCCCAGAGCCCCGCCUGGGGGAGCUGUCGGUGACGGACGAGACCCCAGUCUCGCUGCGCCUCUCCUGGACGGUCCCCGAGGGCCGCUUCGACUCCUUCCUGGUCCAGUACAGGGACGGAGACGGGCGGCCCCGGGAGGUGCCCAUCAGGGGAGACCAGACCGAGGUCACGGUGGCCGACCUGGAGCCUGACAGGAAGUACGAGUUCUUCCUCUACGGGCUGCGGGGCGGGAAGCGCCUCGGCCCCGUCGAUGCCGUUGGUGAGACAGCCCCCCGAGAGGAAGAAGAGGAGGAGGAGCCCCCGACCCCUCUGACAGUCACCGAGCCCCCGGCCCCCAGCGUCGAGCCCCGCCUGGGGGAGCUGUCGGUGUCGGACGUGACCCCGGACUCGCUGCGCCUCUCCUGGACGGUUCCCGAGGGCCGCUUCGACUCCUUCCUGGUGCAGCACAAGGACCGUUACGGGCGGCCGCGCACGACGUCAGUCGGAGGAGACCAGACCGAGGUCACUGUCUCCGACCUGGAACCCGACAGCAUGUACAAGUUCCUCGUCUUCGGGCUCCGCGGCAGGCGACGCUUCGGACCCAUCUCCGCCGACGCUGCCACAGAGCCGGCCCCGGUCGGGGAGUUCGAAGGUCACCUGUCGCACCUGGUGGUGUCGGACGUGACCACGAGCUCCCUUCGUCUGAGCUGGGAAGCCCCGCCGGACAGCUUCGACGCCUUCGUGCUGCGCUACGGGGCCCCGCUGCCCGGCCUGCUGGAGCCGCCCCCGCUGCUGCGCGAGCAGAAGGUCCCGGGAUCACGGCGCACAACCGUCCUCAGGGACCUGAGGCCCGGCACCCUCUACACCCUCUCCCUGGAUGGCCUGCGCCAGAACAUCAAGGCCGACACCCUCCGGGGCUCCACCCGCACGCUCAGCCCAGUGCUGGAGAGCCCCAGAGACCUCAAGUUCAGCGACGUCGGAGAGAGCUCCGCCAAGGUCUCCUGGACGCUGCCCCCGACCCGCGUCGAACGCUUCAAGAUCUCCUACCAGCUGGCCGACGGAGGGGAGCCCCUGAGCGUGAUGGUGGACGGGCUGCGCCGCGAGGAGCGGCUGACGGGGCUGGUGCCCGGGGCCCGCUACGAGGUGACCGUGGUGUCCGUGCGUGGCUUCGAGGAGAGCGAGCCCCUCACCGGCUUCCUCGUCACCGUCCCCGACGGCCCCACGCAGCUGCGGGCGCUGAACGUGACAGACGGCGCCGCCCUGCUGCAGUGGCGUCCCCCCGAGGCCCCGGUGGACGGAUACGACGUGCGGGUGACGGCCCCCAAGGCCCCGCCCCACACGGCGUCGGUCCCCGGCAGCUCGGUGUCCUACCCGCUGCACGACCUCCGGCUCCAGACCAACUACACGGCCACGGUCCGCGGCCUCCGCGGCCCCAACGUCACGUCCCCGGCCAAAGUCACCUUCACCACCGGACUCAACGGCCCCCAGGACCUGCGGGCCCUGGAGGUGAAGCCUCGCUCGGCGCUGCUCACCUGGACCGAGCCCCAGCCCCCACCCACCGGCUACCUCCUCGGCUACGACGCCCCCGGAGGGCAGACCCAGGAGGUGCUGCUCCCCGGCGGGGUGACCGCCCACCGCCUCGGGGGCCUCUACCCCGCCACCCAGUACAGCGUCCGCCUGCAGGCCGUGCGCGGCGACAGCCUGACGCCGCCCGUGCCCGCCGUCUUCACCACGGGCGGCCUGAAGGUCCCCUUCCCCCGGGACUGCGGGGAGGAGAUGCAGAACGGGCCCGCCCGCUCCCGCCACGCCACCGUCUUCCUCAACGGCAACCGCGAGCGACCCCUCGAAGUCUUCUGCGACAUGGAGACCGACGGGGGCGGCUGGCUGGUGUUCCAGCGGCGCACGGACGGCCACACGGACUUCUGGAGGGACUGGGCGGACUACGCUCAGGGCUUCGGGAACCUGUCCGGAGAGUUCUGGCUGGGGAACGAAGCCCUGCACAACCUGACCCAGGCCGGGGAUUACUCGAUGCGGGUGGACCUGCGCGCCGGGGACGAGGCCGUCUUCGCCGAGUACGACAGCUUCAGCGUGGCCGCCGGCUCCCAGUACUACCGCCUCCACUUGGAGGGCUACCACGGCACCGCGGGGGACUCCAUGAGUUACCACAGCGGGAGCGUCUUCUCCACGCGGGACCGGGACCCCAACAAUCUGCUCAUCCCCUGCGCCAUCUCGUACCACGGGGGCUGGUGGUAUCGCAACUGCCACUACGCCAACCUCAACGGGCUCUACGGCAGCAGCGUCGACCACCAGGGCGUCAGCUGGCACUCCUGGAAGGGGUUCGAGUUCUCCGUGCCUUUCACCGAGAUGAAGAUGAGGCCCCGGGGCUACCUCCCGCCUUCGCGGGGGGCCUGAGCCCUCGGCCUCCCGACCCGGGGGCGCAGCACAGAGGGCGGCCCGGCCCUCAGAGCUCCCGGGACGGGCAAGGGCCGCCCCCGCGCUCCGCACC